Messenger RNA from Striga asiatica, 1762 nucleotides. Lineage: Eukaryota; Viridiplantae; Streptophyta; Magnoliopsida; Lamiales; Orobanchaceae. The record is from the annotation of a GenBank genome assembly.
AAAAAAAAUGGAGUCCCAAACCGAAAGAGAAACCAUCUUCCGAUCCAAACUCCCAACCAUCCACAUACCGACCCAUCUCCCGACCCACGAAUACCUCUUCGAAAACCUUCCCCGCCACGCCACCCGACCUGCCCUCAUAGACGCCGCCACCGGCUCAACCCUCACCCACGCCGACGUCCGCCUCGCCGCACGCCGUGCCGCCGCCGCCUUCCUUCGCCUCGGCGUCCGCAGCGGCCACGUCGUCAUGCUCCUCCUCCACAACUCCCCCGACUUCGCCGUCUCCUUCCUCGCCGCCUCCUUCGCCGGAGCCACCGCCGCCGCCGCCAACCCGAGAUUCACCGCCGCCGAGUUAUCAUCCCAAGCUAACCUAUCCAAACCGAAGCUAAUCGUCACCCACGUUCCGUACCUGGAAAAGGCGAACCGCCUCGCUCGGGAAUUAGGCGCUGACGUGGCCGUCGUCGAGUUCUCAGAUCUAACGAAAUCUGACGGGGAAUCGGUUUCGGAUGUCGAGGUCCGAUCUUCCGAUAUGGCGGCGCUGCUUUUCUCCUCCGGCACGACGGGCCUUCCCAAGGGGGUGAUGCUGACUCACCGGAACUUAAUCACGAGCACGGCACAGCUGGCGGACGGCGAGAAUCCGAGCUGCUGCGUGGGGAGUGGUGACGUGGUGCUUUGCGUACUGCCGAUGUUCCAUGUGCUCGGUUUGUCGAUGCUGCUGCUGGGACUGAGGGCGGGAGCCACCGUGCUGGUGGUGCCCAAAUUCGAAAUUGGGGUUAUGUUGGAGCUAAUUCAGAAAUAUAGAGUGACGAUUGUGCCCCUGGUGCCGCCGGUGCUGCUGGCGGUGGCGAAGAGGCCGGAGGAGGAGCUAUUCGACCUGUCGUCGGUGAGGAUAGUGCUCAGCGGCGGGGCGCCGCUGGAUGAGAAGCUUCAAGCGGCAGUCGGCGCGAAGUUCCCCAACGCUACUGUUGGUCAGGGCUAUGGGAUGACAGAAACCGGCGUAAUAUCACUAUGCCCAGGAUUUGCGAAAAACCCAUCCGACUAUAAACCCGGUUCGUGUGGAGCUAUAAUCAGAAAUAUGGAGCUCAAAAUUGUGGAUCCUUUGACCGGUGCCUCUCUUUCCAGGAGCCACGUCGGCGAGAUUUGCGUCAGAGGAAAUUCUGUCAUGAAAGGUUACUACAAUGAUGCGGAGGCGACCAAGAGAACAAUCGACGGUGAAGGAUGGCUACACACCGGCGACCUUGGGUACGUGGACGGCGACAGUGAACUAUUCAUCGUGGACAGGUUGAAGGAACUCAUAAAGUACAAAGGGUUCCACGUGGCACCUGCUGAGAUUGAAGCUUUGCUAAUUCAUCAUCCCUCCAUAUCAGACGCUGCAGUUUUGCCUAAGAAGGAUGAGAGAGCAGGAGAAGUUCCAGUUGCAUUUGUAGUGCCAACAAUUGGUUCUAACAUCACGGAGCACGAAAUCAAGCAAUACAUCUCAAACCAGGUGGUGCCGUACAAGCGGAUACAUCGUGUAUUUUUCAUAGAUGAAAUUCCUAAAGCUCCAUCAGGUAAAAUAUUGAGGAAGAAUUUGCGGGCACGGAUUUAAAUUGACGUCAGAGAAAUGAAGGAUGAUAACAUUCUCAUGUCCAAAGUCCAAACACCAAACUUCAUCAUGUCAAUAAAGCAAUGUGGAUUUUGGGAUUAAUUUAUUUCAAUUUGAAUAUUAUUAUUUAUUUUAAUGUUUUUACAUGAACUGUUAUUUAAUAAAAUACGUAGUUUUCAG